This is a messenger RNA of Lachancea fermentati, 1044 nucleotides long. The record is from the annotation of a GenBank genome assembly. Lineage: Eukaryota; Fungi; Ascomycota; Saccharomycetes; Saccharomycetales; Saccharomycetaceae.
AUGAGCGGGUCGCUGUUGACAACUAAUGGUAUGUUCAUCAUAGAUGAAAUCCACACAUCAGGCCAAAGUUAUUCUGAUAUUAUAGGAGGUGGCGGAAUGUAUGCCAUAUUAGGAGGGUGUAUUGUCUCCCCAUCUGUGGAGAUAAAGAAGAAACUGCGUUGGAUUGUAGACAGAGGAAGAGAUUUCCCUAUGGACAUCACGAAACAAAUAGAAAGUUGGAACACAGGAGUAUGCUUUCGUGAUGAUCAAUCAAGGUUAACUACUAGAGGGUGGAACUUUUAUGGCGAGAAUGAAUUUAGAGAGUUCAAGUACCUUUCAAAGAAAAAACGUAUUGAUGUAGAAGACUGGCGAAAUGAGUUUGGUUCAGAGGAGGUCGAUCAUCUUGCAUGCGUGCAUUUGGUAUGCUCAGAUGAAAGAGCCUCAUCAAUCAUAGAUGAAAUGAGGUCUUAUGCGAAAUGCGAAGAUCGCGUGUAUGUCUGGGAGCCUAUACCUGAUUUAUGCGAUGCUCAACACUUUGAUGGCAUCAAAGCCGUCAUGAAUCGCCACGAGAAAGUGAUCUUAUCACCGAAUGCAGAAGAGGGAGCAAGAUUAUUUGGGAUAUCUGAGCCUACUACGCUUGAAGAGUGUGAAAAUCUGGCUAAACGAUUUGAUUCGUUCAUGGGACCUGAGAACAUAUGCGUGUUGAGAUGUGGUAAGCUCGGUUCAGUAGCUUUGACAGCUCGUCGCAAAGAAUCUAGGGACCUGAUACAUUUUCCGGCUUAUCAUUUUGAAACGCCUCAGAAGGUGAUAGAUCCAACGGGAGGGGGGAAUACGUUUCUUGGAGGUUUUUCGGUUGGAUAUGUUCUAACGCGUGGAAAUGUAUCAAUUGCCAGUAUAUGUGGUAAUAUUUCAGCUGGUUGCGCAAUUGAACAGAUUGGGGUCCCCAAACUAAAUCACGAAAAAUGGAAUGGUUUGUCUUUCGAGGAGCGUCUAGGUAUCUAUAUUGAGACAUACAAACUACCAUACGAUAGAGAAACAAUCAAUAAAAUGCUACUGGAUUAUUAG